Tricharina praecox is the source of this 1910-nucleotide messenger RNA. RefSeq lists its product as uncharacterized. Bases 159 to 1889 code for a protein of 576 amino acids. Gene Ontology annotation, biological process: sulfur amino acid metabolic process. The transcript has 3 exons. Gene Ontology annotation, molecular function: sulfate adenylyltransferase (ATP) activity; adenylylsulfate kinase activity; ATP binding. Gene Ontology annotation, cellular component: cytoplasm. The record is from RefSeq and is a predicted model, not a curated record. Lineage: Eukaryota; Fungi; Ascomycota; Pezizomycetes; Pezizales; Pyronemataceae.
CCGCGUCUCCCCCUCCUCUUCAUACCUUCCGCUGCGGAUCUUGGCUCUGGGUUGUUUUAUACCACUAGGCUUGCUCGUCUGCUUCACCGUUUCUGACCCUCCUCACCAUCCUUUGUUCGUUGUGAUACCCUCCCCCCCUCUUCACAUAUCCGCCAGCUAUGUCUUCGCUUCCUCAGCCUCACGGUGGUGUCCUUAAGGACUUGAUAGCACGGGACCAGCCCCGCCGCGCUCAGCUCUUUGAGGAGUCGGAGACCCUCCCCGCUUUGGUCCUGACUGAAAGGCAAUUGUGUGAUCUGGAGCUUAUCCUCAAUGGUGGUUUCUCUCCUUUGGAGGGUUUCAUGAACGAGAAGGACUACAAUGGAGUUGUCGAGAACGUCCGCCUUGCCGACGGCACCCUCUUCUCCAUCCCGAUCACCCUCGACGUUUCCCAGCAGCAGAUCGACAAGAUCGGCAUCAAGGCCGGUGCGCGCAUCACGCUUCGCGAUUUCCGUGACGACCGCAACCUGGCCAUCAUCACCGUCGAUGAUGUCUACAAGCCCGACAAGACCAAGGAGGCCCAGGAAGUUUUGGGAGGUGACCCAGAACACCCUGCCAUCAAGUACCUCUUCGAGACCGCCAAGGAGUUCAACGUUGGAGGAAACCUCGAGGCCAUCAACAAGCUGGACCACUACGACUACGUUGGUCUGCGAUACACCCCCGCCGAGUUGAGGGCGCACUUCGAGAAGCUCGGAUGGACCAAGAUCGUCGCUUUCCAGACCAGAAACCCCAUGCACCGUGCUCACCGAGAGUUGACCGUCCGUGCUGCACGUGCUCGUCAGGCCAACGUCCUGAUCCACCCCGUCGUCGGUCUCACCAAGCCCGGUGACAUUGACCACUUCACCCGUGUUCGUGUCUACCAGGCGCUUCUCCCCCGUUACCCCAACGGAAUGGCCGCCCUCGGUCUUCUUCCCUUGGCCAUGCGCAUGGGUGGUCCCCGCGAGGCCAUCUGGCACGCGAUUAUCCGCAAGAACCACGGUGCGACCCACUUCAUCAUUGGCCGUGACCACGCCGGUCCUGGCAGCAACUCUAAGGGUGUCGAGUUCUACGGCCCGUAUGACGCCCAGCACGCCGUCGAGAAGUACAAGGAGGAGAUCGGCAUCGAGGUCGUCCCCUUCCAGAUGAUGACCUACCUCCCCGACAGCGACGAUUACAUGCCCGCCGACGAGGUCAAGCCGGGAGUCAAGACGCUCAACAUCUCUGGAACCGAGCUCCGCCGCCGUCUCCGCACGGGAACCGCCAUCCCCGAAUGGUUCUCGUACCCCGAGGUCGUCAAGGUCCUCCGCGAGUCGCACCCACCCCGCUCUAAGCAGGGUUUCACCGUCCUCCUCACCGGCUACACCAACAGCGGCAAGGACGCCAUCGCGCGCGCCCUCCAGGUCACGCUCAACCAGCAGGGUGGGCGCUCCACGACCCUCCUCCUCGGCGAGACCGUGCGCUCGGAGCUCUCCGCCGAGCUCGGCUUCUCGAAGGAGGACCGCCACAAGAACCUCCAGCGCAUCGCAUUCGUUGCCGCGGAGCUGACCCGCGCCGGCGCCGCCGUGAUUGCCGCGCCCAUCGCACCCUUCGAGGUCUCGCGCAACACGGCCAAGACCACGAUCGAGCAAUACGGUAGCACGUACCUGAUCCACGUCGCCACCCCGCUCGAGUACUGCGAGAAGACCGACAAGCGCGGCGUGUACGCCAAGGCCCGCCGCGGCGAGAUCAAGGGCUUCACCGGUGUCGACGACCCCUACGAGACCCCCAUCAACCCCGACCUCACCGUCGACGCCAGCAAGCAGAGCGUGCGCAACAUUGUGCACGAAAUCGUGCUGCUGCUCGAAAGCCAGGGUUUGCUCGAUAACGGAAACUAGAAAUCGGUUGUUUAGACGGCG